AUGUCAGAAGAUCGCUCUUGCUGCGGCGUCGUGGAGGAGUCGGCCGCUCGAGCUCGUGCACGACGAUAUGACGACCCCAAACCACAACCGUGGCUCGUCCUCAAACUGAUGGUCGCGGUCACCUUGGGCAUCAUGGGCUAUGCUGGCUACGUCUAUAUCGGCGUCUUCGUUGUGCCCAUGCUGGAGGAACGACCGAGAACGGUGGCGGGCAGGGAUGUUGGGAUCGCGCUGCUGGUGCCAUUUUCAGUCCUUUAUGCUUGGAUGGUUUGGGCGUAUGCAAAGGUCGUCCUCACGUCGCCGGGAUACGCUCGAGACUAUGUCGAGAAGACCCAGAAACCAAUGAUCCAGCAGUCAGCCUUGGCAGCCUUGUAUCCCCUGCAAACGGACGAUAUGAACGCCAUUGCGAGGCCGUCGUACGAGGAUAUCUUGAAGGCAACAGGGCCUCCACCACCUUCGCCACCCAAGCCACCGCCGGGGUCGAUAUCUCAAUCUAACAGCAUGGCCAGUGUCCCACAAGGCUCGGCGCCAGGGAUGGGACGUACAGCAAGCACGAUCACUAUCAGGAGUGGCUCAAGUCAUGGACGAAUACGAUUCGAUGCGGGCGAGAUGGCGAACCCGACUCUGCACGAGGACACGGACGAAGAGAGAACAGCAGUGUGGUCGGCAGACAACUCACCGCCUGCCGCAAGACCAUCAACGGCUGGCUCGGCUGCUUCAACUGUGCCAGAUAUCGAGGUUCAAGCGGGGACGUUGGAUGCGCCCGGCGUUCCUAGCGUUCCCGCACCUCAACGGAGACGAAGAAAGACUGGAAAAUCUGGGGACCGGGAUACACCUUUAUGUCUGAAGCUGUUGUUCUGCUGCUGGGGGAGCCAGGGAAAUGACAACGCCGACCAGAUGGAACGGGGAGAGUACGACAAGUCCCCUGCCAAGAUUCGCAAGAAAAGGCGGGCACCUCCCAAACCCAAGAUGUGGAUUGCUCGACGGCCACCAAUGACCCCAUACCUCCACGCUGCUCAUCGCUAUUGCGACAAGGAAGGCUUUGUGAAGCCAUACAGAACGCACCACUGUCGAAGCUGUGGUACCUGUGUCCUCAAAUACGACCAUCAUUGCCCUUGGAUAGGCCAGUGUGUCGGUGCUCGCAACCACAAGUUCUUCUUCAACUUUUGCGUGGCAGCCUUCUUCUUGACUGCGUACGUGUUUGGCACGAUGCUCGCCUACACGGCUAUAGCGCAUACCCGAGGCCCAUCGAUCGAUACCAGCCCACACCAAUUCGUGAUCAUCGCCCUCUCGGCUGUGUUCGCCAUCUUUACCUUUGCACUUGCAAUAUCCCAUGCGUGGUUGAUCAUGCACGGCCAGACCACAGUGGAGAACAUGCAGAUCCGAACGAUGAAGCACCGUGAAAGCCAGCAGCUCAACAACGCUUUCGGCUUCUGUCAGUUCCAGGCCAAAUACCUCACACGGAAAGAGUGGGACAAGGAAUGGGGUGAGCUUGAUACCGAAGGACAUCUGUGGUGGAUAGGGGUACCCAUUGGCCGGAGCAAGAGCGAUGGACUCGACUACCCUGUCAACCCGCGUUUCGACCCCGAAGGGAGGUGGAGGAAGCGAGAAGAGUGGCCGCCCGAGUUUCGAUGA
This is a messenger RNA of Coprinopsis cinerea okayama7#130, 1632 nucleotides long. Its product is annotated as vacuole protein. The coding region runs from base 1 to 1632 and encodes 543 amino acids. Gene Ontology annotation, cellular component: Golgi apparatus; endoplasmic reticulum. Gene Ontology annotation, biological process: peptidyl-L-cysteine S-palmitoylation; protein targeting to membrane. NCBI's taxonomy places the organism in Eukaryota, Fungi, Basidiomycota, Agaricomycetes, Agaricales, Psathyrellaceae. The transcript is spliced from 7 exons. The record is from RefSeq and is a predicted model, not a curated record. Gene Ontology annotation, molecular function: protein-cysteine S-palmitoyltransferase activity.